AUCGAUCGACCUGGUUUGUAAAUUACUUGCAAGGCAUUGAGAUAUUGUCGUCCUUCUUUCUCAAAAUGGUUGUAGCAAACAUGUGAGUUCAGUCUCAUUUUUCCCAACCACCACUCAUGACUCGGCCUUUGGUUUCACUCUCAUGACCGAUGAUAUCUCAACCCUCACUACAAGUUCAAAUGUCUUGGUUUCCACUUUAAACCAUCUUCAAUGAUCUCCUGUAAUAUCUCCUAGUCUUCUUCACACAUGCCUCCUCCAUUUUGUUCUCCUUUUUUGUAGAGUCCAAAGUCCAUCAUGCAAGACCAUUUCUUCCCUGGCUAACCUAUAUAAUUAACCUUCACUAACCCGUCCAUCUUUUCUCUCCAACAAACAUUUUCUUCUUGAGUUAUUCGAUCAUGGCUAGCAUGACUUCUUUGUGUUUUGUUUUGGCGUUGGCAAUGUUUACCAUAUUUUUUUCUCCCGCAUUUUCUACGUCACGGCGAGCUUUAGAACAUCCAGAGAUGCAAAAGGGCUUUCGUGUUAGGCUGAAACAUGUUGAUUCAGGUAAGAACUUGACGAAACUUGAGCGUAUUCGACACGGGGUUAAGCGUGGAAGAAACAGGUUGCAAAGGCUCAAAACAAUGGCCUUGGUAGCAUCUUCAAGUUCUGAGAUUGAAGCUCCAGUUCUUCCAGGGAAUGGUGAGUUCUUGAUGAAGCUAGCGAUUGGAACGCCGCCGGAGACAUACUCUGCCAUCUUGGACACUGGUAGUGAUUUGAUAUGGACUCAGUGCAAGCCUUGUACACAGUGUUUUCAUCAAUCGACCCCUAUUUUCGAUCCGAAAAAGUCCUCUUCUUUCUCUAAGCUAUCAUGUUCUAGCCAAUUAUGUGAAGCACUACCCCAGUCCAGUUGCAGCAAUGGCUGUGAAUACCUGUAUAGUUAUGGCGAUUAUUCUUCAACACAAGGGAUUCUGGCAAGCGAAACUCUAACAUUUGGCAAGGCUUCGGUUCCUAAUGUUGCAUUUGGUUGUGGAGCAAAUAAUGAAGGAAGUGGAUUCAGCCAAGGUGCUGGCCUAGUGGGGCUUGGCCGUGGACCCUUGUCAUUGGUUUCUCAACUCAAGGAGCCCAAGUUCUCUUAUUGCUUAACCAGUGUUGAUGACGCAAAAACCAGCACGCUAUUGAUGGGAUCUCUAGCUAGUGUGAAUGCAUCAAGUAGCGCUAUCAAAACCACCCCUUUAAUCCGUAGCCCAGCACAUCCAUCUUUUUACUAUCUUUCUCUUGAAGGAAUAUCGGUGGGUGACACUCGCUUACCGAUCAAGAAAUCCACCUUUUCACUCCAAGACGAUGGAAGUGGUGGCCUAAUUAUUGACUCUGGCACUACAAUAACCUAUUUAGAAGAACGUGCUUUUAACUUGGUAGCCAAAGAGUUCACAUCUCAGAUUAAUCUUCCUGUCGAUAGUUCUGGCUCGACAGGGCUAGACGUUUGCUUUACAUUGCCAUCAGGCUCGACUAAUAUAGAGGUGCCCAAGUUGGUAUUCCACUUUGAUGGAGCAGACUUGGAAUUGCCGGCCGAAAACUACAUGAUAGGUGAUUCAAGCAUGGGAGUUGCUUGCUUGGCUAUGGGGAGUUCAAGUGGCAUGUCUAUUUUUGGCAAUGUUCAGCAGCAAAACAUGUUGGUGCUCCAUGAUCUUGAGAAGGAAACUUUAUCAUUCCUUCCUACACAAUGUGAUCUGCUUUGAGCUUGUGUAGUACUUAGGUUAUUUCUUUGUGUGCUUGUUUGUGUGAUUUUACAGAAAUUUGCUAAAUUUAUUAGAUGAUCUGAUUCAAUAAAAUCAAUAUUUUCCAUCAA
Messenger RNA from Populus euphratica (Euphrates poplar), 1825 nucleotides. Its product is annotated as aspartic proteinase nepenthesin-1-like. Gene Ontology annotation, cellular component: extracellular region. The transcript has a single exon. The record is from RefSeq and is a predicted model, not a curated record. Gene Ontology annotation, molecular function: aspartic-type endopeptidase activity. Gene Ontology annotation, biological process: proteolysis. Lineage: Eukaryota; Viridiplantae; Streptophyta; Magnoliopsida; Malpighiales; Salicaceae. The coding region runs from base 396 to 1715 and encodes 439 amino acids.